Gadus morhua (Atlantic cod) is the source of this 1900-nucleotide messenger RNA. RefSeq names its product replication protein A 32 kDa subunit-like. The record is from RefSeq and is a predicted model, not a curated record. The coding region runs from base 407 to 1114 and encodes 235 amino acids. Gene Ontology annotation, biological process: nucleotide-excision repair; DNA replication; double-strand break repair via homologous recombination. Lineage: Eukaryota; Metazoa; Chordata; Actinopteri; Gadiformes; Gadidae. The transcript has 9 exons. Gene Ontology annotation, molecular function: single-stranded DNA binding. Gene Ontology annotation, cellular component: site of double-strand break; nucleus; DNA replication factor A complex.
GGAAAAACACAGGUGUUGCUCAUAACACUAAUGGGCUUCUAUUUUUUUGAACCAGGGUAAGGUAGACUAGUGAAGAGACCACACAUAUUCACCAUGGAGCCCUCAGAGUUGUCAUAGCAGGGCAACACAGGUGAUUGCCUCAAAAUUAACUUUCGGCAGGUGUUUCAUUUGUUUGUGUUAAAGCACCAGCAAUGGUCAACGUGUGUCAGCUUCACUUGUUUAGUCUACUGCCUGUAUCCCGGUACAUGCAGACCCAUAAUUAGUGUUAUGAGUGACACCUGUGUUUGUCCCACGAUGACGCCUCUGUGGUAACGGUCUAUUACACCAUCUAGCACUGGCCCUGGAAGAGGUCUUGUCCUGUAGUUAAAAUAGAAGAUACUUGCAAGUCAAGCCCUUCCCAACUGUCAUGUGGGAUAACAAAGGUCACAAAUUAUCGCAACAUAAUGCUGGCGAAAAAGGAGCAGGCAUAACGAGAGCCUCGCUUCAGAUCCUGCCGUGCACGGUGUCCCAGCUGCUCUCAAGCACAAAGGUCGAUUCAUACGUGGUCGGAGGCCGAGAGGUCAGCCAGGCCUCUAUCGUGGGCGUCGUCAGAAGAAGUCAGCCCUUUGAAAAUCACAUCCAGUACAGGGUGGAUGACAUGACGGGCCCUCCUGUGGAUGUGACGCUGUGGGUGAACACCGAGGCCGCGGAUCCUUCGCUGUCGUGUGACGGAAGUCCUGGCACCUACGUUAAGGUUGUGGGAACUUUACGGGGCUCUGAGGGUCGAAGGUCCCUGACCGCUUACAACAUACGCUGUCUUGAGGACCUAAAUGAGAUCACGUCCCACAUGUUGGAAGUGGUUCAAGCCCAUAUGCUGCCUUCUGAGAGGGUCGGCGGUUCUCCUUGGAAACCUGUACAUGACAAAUACCCAUCAUCUCGUUUGUCCACCAUUCAGACUGAGGUCCUGCACGUCGUCAGCAAGUGCUGUGGCCAUGAGGGUAUCAGUUUGGAUGACAUCAAGACAAAGCUGGAUUACCUCAGUCUCCCGACAAUCAGGAGAUCCCUGGAGUUCCUAAUGAAAGAGGGCAACGUCUUCACAACCAUUGAUGAGCAGCAUUUCAAGUCGAGUGGAUAAAUGCUGGUUGGACAUGCCUGCCCAAUUCCCAUUGGUCUUGCUUUGUUUUUUGCUUUGUCAAUGCUGUUGAAUGCGAUGACAUUGUGGUGACAGGUCUUGGGGCAUUUAUGUUUUAUUUAUUUCAUUUGUCAACCAGUUGUAGAGGCUUCUAUUUUUGUUGCACAUUUGUUUUAGUUUGUUUGCCUUUUUGUUUUGUCUCUCAAAGUCAUGACUGCUGACACAUUGUAAGAAGCCUUCAACGAGUAUAUGAAUAACUCUUCACAAAGCACUCUGGUUUGUUCUUUAUUUAAGCACAAUCGUCACAUGUUUAUGAAUGGACUACAAUCCCCACGCAGCUGUCGUGUUGGUCUGCCUCGCUUUCCCAGAAUUCCAAGGGAGAGUAUUCGAGGCCGGUCGAAAAUGGCAGCAGACACUAGCACGAACACACCUCCUUUUGAAUGCCCGACAUGGUAAGGGCUUAAGUGUGCAUGCGAACCAAAGGUGUUUUAAAUAACCGCGUAGCCAUUGUUUUAUUUAACACGCCAGGAAUCAGUUGACAGUGAACGCGCUACCGUGCUGGCUGACGCGAUAUAAAAAUGUAAACAGUGAUGGAUACCUCAGAUGACUGGUCUGGUCAGAACAAAUGCCUCCGCAAAGUCCUGCUUGGACCCCUGCGUCGUUUCUGCCAUGCAAAAAUAUGAGUUUCCUUUGUCCAUGUAUGACAUUAAACGCUAUAUGUUGACUGGAUUGUUUUUCAGUAUUUAUAGUUGGAGUCUUAAGGUUUAUUAAAUGAUCGAUAUAAUUCAA